Messenger RNA from Dentiscutata heterogama, 160 nucleotides. NCBI's taxonomy places the organism in Eukaryota, Fungi, Glomeromycota, Glomeromycetes, Diversisporales, Gigasporaceae. The record is from the annotation of a GenBank genome assembly.
UUCUUAGUAUUUUCUGAAAAUGUAUUAUUCAGUCUAUAUUAUAGUGAACGCAUUACUCUUGAUGUAUUCUGGGGCGUCUGUGUUCUUGUGGGCGCAUUAUCUUUUUUUUCUUCCUAUUUUUUAAGGGAAGCACCUAUUGGUAGUGUUCUUUUAGUUCUUA